Messenger RNA from Closterium sp. NIES-65, 1181 nucleotides. Lineage: Eukaryota; Viridiplantae; Streptophyta; Zygnematophyceae; Desmidiales; Closteriaceae. The record is from the annotation of a GenBank genome assembly.
AUGUCGUCGUCCGCCGAAGCGCCGUGCGAGGCGGCGCCGUGGGUGGUGGGAGUGACGGCGCGCGCGCCGAGCAACAUCGCGGUGAUUAAGUACUGGGGAAAGCGCGACGAGGCGCUUGUGCUGCCGCUUAAUGGCAGCGUGAGCGUGACGCUCCACGUGGACCAGCUAGCCGCCGAAACCACCGUCGCCGUCAGCCCGUCGUUCACUGCGGACCGGCUCUGGCUCAACGGCAAGGUGCGUUCCGUGCAGGUCGUACCUGUUCAUGGCAAGGUGCGUUCCGUGCAGGUCGUACCUGUUCAUGGCAAGGAGGUGGCGAUGAGCAGCCACCGCUACAGCAACUGCCUGGCUGCCCUGCGUGCACGCGCCUCCUCCACGCACUGGCGCCUGCCCGCUCCAGGGACCACACAGCAGGGCGGGCAGGGAGGGGGCGAGCAGGAGGAGGUGGAGAUAGGAGCGGGGCAGUGGCAGCAGCUGCGGGUGCACGUGGUGUCGGCUAACAACUUCCCCACCGCUGCUGGCCUCGCCUCCUCCGCUGCUGGCUUUGCAUGCCUCGUGUUCGCCCUGGCAGAGCUCAUGGGAGUGAAGGAGGCAUACCCGGGGGAGCUCUCAGCCAUCGCCAGGAUGGGAUCUGGCAGCGCGUGCAGGAGCCUGUACGGCGGAUUUGUCACGUGGGACAAGGGCGAGCUAGAAGACGGGAGCGACAGCAUGGCGCGGCAAGUCAAGGCAGAGGACCACUGGAGCGACCUGGUCAUCAUCAUUGCAGUGGUGGAGGAGAGGGAGAAGGACAUUGGCAGCAGCGAGGGCAUGAAACGGUCCGCCCAGACCUCCAAGCUGCUGCAGCUGCGCGCUGAGCAUGUGGUACCAGAGCGAAUCACAGCAAUGGAGGCAGCCAUAGCAGCGCGCGACUUCCCCUCAUUUGCACGGCUGACCUGUGCGGACAGCAACCAGUUCCACGCCACGUGCCUCGACACGGCGCCGCCCAUCUUCUACCUCAAUGCCACGUCGCGCCGCGUGAUUGGCUUCGUGGAGGAGUUUAAUGCGCAGGGGGAGCAGCCAAGGGCAGCGUACACAUUUGACGCGGGGCCCAACGCGGUCAUGUUUGUGGAGCGCCACAACGCCACGCACUUCCUCUCCGCCUUCCUGCAACGCUUUCCCCCACCCGGCAGCAUCCCACUCUCCAG